AUGGAGCCCGCAGAACGCCAGCAACCCCAACCGGGCGAUAGUUGCCAGGACAAGUUCCACAAGGUUUUGGCAGCGUUUGUUAAUCGGGACUUUCGGAUUAACAACGACGUCUACCUGGAGAUGAUUAUCAGCCAUCUGUCGGGCAAGUAUGAAGAAGAGCACCGUAAGCUUAUAAAGUCACCGGAGGCGUUCCGUUGGCUUGAGACGAUGCUGCAGCAGUGGGAAAGUGAUCGACCACCGGCCACCGAUAUCGGCGCCUUCACUUUGCAGCUGCUGGCGAUGAUAGUCGAGAAUGAGUGGGACUUUGCCCGAGUCCAAACCAGCAAUCGGAUGCUGGACCGCUUCCAGGAAUGCAUCCAGCGCAACGGAAAGCUACAAAAUCCAUCGAUCAAGCUCGGCCACGUGCUGGUGCUGAAGGCUAUCUCUGGGCAUGCGAUGGGGAUGAGCUGGAUCAAGCAGUCCGGCUCGUGGCGCAUCUGCCUUGAUUAUUACAACGGUUACCAGACGAUUUACAUCACACGCGAGACGUCUCUGUUCAUCUACGAAGUGCUCGAGCGCUUCUGUGCGAUGGGAGACUACGACGAGGUGCAGGAAAUCGUUCGCACGAUCCUUUCCCCGCUAAUCGAUGCCGUGUGGAAGAGCCCGGAGCAGGACGAUGCGGUUCUCGUGAACGAUGAUCACUCGCAAAAGAUCAUCACGCCGCUGUUGAGUCUUAUGCAAACACUGUUCCGAAGGAUCAUCGAGUCGCGGCAGCGGACACGGGUUGCCUAUUUUAUCCUUUACAAGUACAAAUUUCAGCUUAAUCUCUGGAAGUUCACCGACACCAUGCACGAUCAUACGUUUUUGGCGAAAAUCUGGCAAACGCACAUUUACGCCAAUUGUGCCCGGCUCUGCACCACGGAGAUCCCGCCAGACGACCCACUCGAUGCAGUGGAUUUAACAUUCGAUCGGUACACGAUCAACUUUCUCAAUUAUGUAAACUUCUCGAUCCGUCGGGGAAACGUGCAGAACGUGAUGUUGAUGGCGGAAACACACCAUGCGUUGUGGCGUAUACUUGGCGAUCGGGCUCCCGAAGAGGUGGUGCUUAAGAACCAAAGCAUACGAUUCGGAGAUCAAAUUUUGCUGCUGCAGCUGUUUCCCGUUCUGUACGAAAUGCAAUGUUUGGCAUCGAAAGAGUUGCCAGAUUACAUCGAAAAGUUUUGCACCAAACUCUACGACAUUGCGUGCGAAUUUACGGUCCGGUUAAUCUACGCCUGCCGGGACAUCUUUCAGGCCUACAACCUUAACGUCACGGAGCUGGCAUGCAAGUCAAUCCAGGGCAUCGUGACGACCCACAAAUUGCCGCGUCAUCGCGCAGUUAUCGCUUUCCAAGCGUUCGUGUAUCUGCUAAAGGAGUUUCUACCGGGUAUGUGCUGCCCGUCUACCAAAGGUGCUGGAGAGCCAGGGGAUGGCACUGCAAAAGUAGAUCUUAUUCUCAGCAAACCGAACCUACUGUCGGCGAUUAUCAAUGGGCUGAUAACACUGAUUGAAAGCUACAGCAUCACGUGGAAAGAUUGCAUCGAGGCGACAACGAUCGUUAAUUUUAUGCUCAACUUGCUGACCAACGCCAACCUUCCCCCGAGGUUGGUGGUUCAGGCGCUUAAGUUGACACAAAUUUCGAUCGAACACUUUCUGGCCCCGAACCUGGCACUGCUGAUGGACAAUAUUGAUGGCUCGGGCCUGGAGUAUGUAGGACGUGUCAUCUACAAAAGGUUGCACGACCCGAGCUGGGAGGCACGCGAUUCUGCCCUAGAACUUCUCGCCUCGAUCGUCAUAAUUUCUCAUAUCAAAUUCCCCGCCUUUCAGAAGCACAUUCUCGAUUGUGAUAUCAUUUCUGUAGUGGAAACAUCCGCUAAAAACGAUACCGAAGCAUACGUGCGUGCCUCGGCCUUACGCUGCUUGACGUUAAUGGUGAAAAUACGCCUUUUCUGGGAUCAAUCGCUCUCCAAGCUUUCACUGAUGAACCACUUGAUCUACGUGAUCGAAAACGAAAGUGAAGGUGUGGUGAGACGGGAAGCGGUCAGCACAGUGCGUGAGAUCUACGCCAACCACAAAAUACAAGCCCAGUGCCUCGAUAGCGUUUUCUCCGUGCUCGCAUACGCGGCCGCACAUGACCUCUACUGGGAGGUAAAGAUAAACGCACUGGACUUCUGGCGCCUCGUAAUGUGUCGCCAGUUCCAGCAUCAGGGUAUGAUUGACGGCACCUUUCCGUCGGUGACGUUCUCAAAGGAGCACAAGAAAAUCGUCACGCUUACCGAGCGUGAAAUUCAAACGCGGCUGAUGAAGGUGUUGAAUGAGCUGUCGUUACGAGGCUGCCUCGGUGUGCUGCUCGCUUGCCUCGGCGAUGAUUGCGAUUUGGAAGUGGUGAAGGAAGCGACAAGCGUAAUCGAACGGCUAAUGUCUUAUCUGAAUAAGUAUGCGUUUCUCGAUUACUAUCAGAAUCUCUCGUCGACCCUCGGAUCAGGUGGAUCGUCGUCCACGACACCCACAUCAGUUUCACCUGCCAGGAAUGCUCCGCGCCGUCGAAACGAUGCUGACUACAGUAGCGCCAAUCUGGCGUGCCGUACAGCGAUUGCUGACGAGAUCAUCGAUUCGAUCGUUAAUCUCAACGACAUGAACCUGUUGUCGGUGACAUACAAACCGCACGUCACCAUGGCCGCUCCAUCGAUUGGUGACGAUUGUGGUUGCGAGCCAUCAUUGCGGCACGCAGAUCUGUUUCAUCAGUACGCGGCGGUUACUCCGGAGCAUUUUUUGCAACGUGUCCGAUCGAUCGAUCUGCCUGCGAUGGUGAGCAGUCGGGAGCGCUGGUUGAAGCAAACGGAAAGCUUUGGCUCACUACUGGACGAUGUGCUGUUUUCGUACUACGCUGCCGACGUAAAUGAUGCAGACUGCUACUGAACGGUAUAUGGACGAAUUCAGGGAUUUUUUUCGUUUUCGAGUUAUUAGUCUUUUUUGUCGGAAUCAACCAUAAGAUCACAUUCAACGCGAUGAUGGUAUACGUGUAACGCCUUACCACUUUGCCAUUCGAAAUACCGGAAAACAACUGGCGACACUAUUAUUAAUAAUGCUCCUAAUGCCCUGCAUUUAAAAGUUGAUUAUCAAUAAUAGUAAUUUCCAUAAGCCCACAACAGCAAUAACGAUUCGUACUUAAGCCAAUCGAAUAACAAAUAUUUGUAAAUACUUGUUGAUGCGUUCCGUUUUUGGUCUUUUUGGUAGGUUUGUUACAUCCCUCGAGUAAUGUGUAAUACGUUUUUGGCGUCUCAGUGGUAUUAAAAAAAAUAUUUUGCGAUUGUUAUCAUAUCGAAACAGUUCCCAGUUUUGCGGAAGAGAUAUUGCCUAUUUGUUCAACUGGUUUAGAUUAAGCAUAAAAGUAGCAUAAGGUGCUGUAAAAAUGU
Molecule: messenger RNA, 3434 nt
Organism: Anopheles bellator
Lineage: Eukaryota; Metazoa; Arthropoda; Insecta; Diptera; Culicidae
Exons: 7
Coding region: 1-2937 (978 amino acids)
Biological process (GO): DNA damage response; cell population proliferation; positive regulation of protein phosphorylation
Cellular component (GO): nucleus
Source: RefSeq, a predicted model, not a curated record